AUGGUCCAUGGCGAAACUAUUACUUCAAAGGAGACAGAGCAGCCAACCUUGACUAUGAGCGUCUCGGAACCGGCUGAGAAGGAGGAAGAUUUACUAGAAGAAGUUGAGGAAAGUGAAGAUAUGCAAAUGGAGGUGGAAGAAUGCAGUGAAGAUUUAAUUGAACGAUUAGACUUCGAUAGCGAUGCAUCAUUGUUAAACUCCAACAACAGUAAAAAUAAGGGCAACUUUUUUUCAUGUGAUAAAUGCAAUUACGUGACGCACAUAAAGGCUAGAUAUACGAAGCACGUCAAAUACCAUUCAAUGCCAAUGAUAAAGUGUAUCAUGUGUGAUUUUCGGACGCCAUACAAGUGGAACUUGGACCGUCAUAUGAAAAACCAUGGCGGAACAGGAAGUUUCAGUUGUUCAAUGUGUAAUUUUACGGCCGACAUUAGGCAAAGUUUGACUGUGCACGAAAUGAAUCACCACACGCCGACGGAAGGGCAGUCGACAUCGAGCCGGCGUCGCAACCGAGUGGGUGCCAGCGACUUGAGCCUAGCCGAGGAAAUGAUGAAUGGGACGGCGCUAGUCCCCAAGGAGGAAGAAGGGAGUGGCGACUCGCGGUCCUCGCACUCUGCCUCGGAAAUGGGUUUACAAUAUGCGGAAAGAGAUAUUGUUAGUUGUAACAGUGAUUCUAAUGACGCCAUUGCUUCUGAAGCAUCUCCCAGGAACGCACAGAAUUUUCAAUCUAUUAAUGCAGUAUCGGAAGAAUUAAAGUCACAAUCACAAUGCAGAAAGAUACCCAGACCAAUACCACAGCUCAUACCUUUAAAUUCAUCGACUCCAAACCAAAACAAAAAUUCGUCGGGUGAACCGCCUUCGAAAAAAUUUAAAGAAUCAUUUUCCAGUGAUUCUCCAGAAUCAAGUAAUUCAAAUAAAUUAGAUAAUUUACCAACAGAUGUCAUAUCCACAUCAAUGAUUAACAAUGUUCCCAAUAAUGCAAAAGACACAUCCGUACGCAAGAAAAACGAAUCAUUUUUUGAUAAAUUAAAAGAGAGGUUGUUGACAGAAACAGGUGAAAAAGGAUCUUUAAUAUGCAAAAAUUGCGGAUUCGAAAGCAAAUGCUUAUCUGAGCAUUCGGUACAUGAAAAAACUUGCACCACACAAUUAAGUCGAAUUCCAACAAAUACAGCGAUGUCAAGUUUAGGUUCAACAAGAUGUCAAAAUUGCAGGCAUAGAUGUAAAUCGAGCGCAGAUCUGUACAUACAUAUGAAAACUUGCAAGAAAAAUGAAAAUGGACCAAAACAAAUUCCAGUGGAAACGCAAAACCAAGAUAGCAAUGAAGCUGUGCACCCGAAUCCGGAGAAAGAUAGCGAGCCGCAUCCUAUGGAGAACGUAGUUUUCGUUUGGAAUAAUAUCAAUAGAGAAGCAAGUAAAUUCGACACGCCGCUCGACAUAAGUAUCAAUGAUGACUCUACGCUUCCAGAACCUCCUCAAAGUUACGACUCAGAAAUCGUAGACGAAAAUGAAGGUAUGAAUUUAUCACCAAGUCAAGCUGUUGGAAAGAAAGUUUUCAAAUGCCCACACUGUUUGUUUUGGGCAGCGACGGCAUCCAGAUUUCACGUACACAUUGUUGGGCAUUUAAAUAAGAAACCAUUUGAAUGUUCUUUAUGUAAAUAUAAAUCUAAUUGGAGAUGGGACAUAACGAAGCACAUAAAACUGAAGUCUGCGAGAGAUCCUGAUCACGCUGAAGCAAAAGUACUCAUGACAGAUGAAACUGGUAGACGGAAUUAUAGCAAAUACAAUAAAUUCUUAGCAAUGCCAGUGUUGAACGAAAAUGGUGAAAAUGAAUUUCAUUAUAUAGACCAGAAUACAACACUUGAUGCUUCUCUGGAAAUAGAUGAUUCAUACAAUGACAUUAAUGAAGGCUCAAUCCCAUCAAUGGAGAUGCAGCCCCUUAAUUUGCACGCACAACAUAGUGAACAUAAAUAUAAUAUUGACAACAGAAAUCAAGACUUAAAAAGACCAAAAAAGACAUUAUGGAAAUGUAAAAAAUGCAAUUACAGAGACUCGUCAAAAGAAGCUUUAUUAGAACAUGUCAGAGAACAUUCAAAACCAGAAUCUGGUUUGGACGACACAAAAUCUCAAAGUUCUAUGAACAAGAAAACUGAAAAUACACCAGAUCCUGCCGACUUAGCUUACCGUUGUGGUCACUGCAACCAACUGUCAAAUUGGAAGCAUGUUAUACAGAGACAUUGCAGACUGAAACACGAAGGAGUAAUAAAAGUCAUUACUACAGUUAAACCAAAAGUAGAGGGUUCAAGUUCAACAAACGAAACCACUGCUGAUUCUUGUACGAAGUGUCCAUUUAAAACUAACGACAGGACGAUGUUAAUCAUACACAUGCAGCAACACCAACCCUCGCCGCAAUCAAUAUUCAAAUGCUAUUUCUGUCCUUUCUUCGUUAAAGAUGAACAGGAAUUAGUUCAACAUCUCGUUCUACAUGGUAUAACUGACCCCGAAGAGUAUAUAGCAAAAGCAAUGGGUUGCAAGUCGCCAUUACCUGACCAGCAGGGAUCACUAUCAAACGCUUCAAAACGACACAAGUGCAUAGAAUGUCCUUACGAAACAAACAGUAAAUCUCAAUUCAUGUACCACGAGCAAUUUCAUCGUCUCCCUGCAGACACUCCUUACAAAUGUCCAGAGUGUAACUACAGCGUUUCAAAAAGACAUCUACUUCAUCAACAUAUGAGAGUUCACGGUAUAAUGCCGAAAAAAAAUGAAAUGGAAUCAGACUUUGAAGUUGCCGCAACGAAUUCUUACAAGACAGAAAAUAAAAUAGAUUUCAACCUUGAAGAAAUUCCUUAUGUAUGGGUUUCAGCAAAGAAUGAAUUUCAUAAAAUGUACAAAUGCCGUUAUUGUUCAUACGUUAAUACUCAAAAAUGUAAAAUACCCAAUCACGAGAAAAUUCACUGCAUUGUAUUUGGAAACAACGAAAUAUUAGUGUAUAAAUGUUUAGAUUGUAAAUUUACAUGCGACAAUGCUGGAAGAUUAGCUGAUCAUUCUAAAACACAUGGUGAAAUCUAUGGACGUAUUUAUUGUCCUGUUGAAGAUGAUAUUCCAGAUGAUGAACAGAUAGCAAAAUUACGAAAAGUAAUAGAAAGAGAGAAAUUAAGCGUGGCUCUGGAAUUUUCAAAAGAUGACAGUAUAGGGACUGAAAAUAAAGAAAUUAAAACGUUAUAUUUUUGUCAGAAAUGUCCAACACGUUACUUUACAGAGAGUGAAUUAAAAGUUCACGACAAAUUUCAUGAUCUCGCAUUUACACACAAAUGUAAAAGUUGUGAAUUUUCUGUUCUACAUGAAAGCGAAUUAGCUGCUCACUCAUUUGUUCACUCAGAUGAAUAUCAUACUAAAACUAAAAUGCUUAAAUUCAUUCACAACACGCAUCCAGCACACACUGAACCUCGUUUAGAAGUUGUUCAUUGCCCAGCUACUUCUGAAAUAACCUGGGUUGUAACCAAUCCCGGCACCAAUUAUGAAGUCAUAAAUACUCCACAUAGAAAAUUUAAUGAAGGAAAACACGUUCCAAAGCAAUAUCUAUGCAAAGAGUGUCCAGCAAAAUUCUUUAAGACCUCAGCCCUGAAUUAUCAUAUGGGACUACAUGGUGGUGAUGGUGAACACAAAUGUAAAAAAUGCAGUUAUGCUGUUAAAAAUAUUGGAAAUUUGGCCAAACAUGAAAUACUGCACGAAAAAGAAGGUAAAACAACUUGUGACUAUGAAUCCGGAGAGGACAUGGAUUACAAAAUUCCCUUAUCGGGAACUGACCUAUUUCAAAGAAAGACUGAAGCACAAAAAAGAGUCUUGAAUGACAAAGAUAAAUUAGUGAAACCUAACGAUCACUUUCCACCUGUACUUCAAGCGGAUCCUCAGUUCGGAUAUUUGAUGCAUGGUAACCCAGAGUUUAUAUACCCAACAUAUCUUAAAAAUGGACGUCAAAAAGAAAAACGUUAUAAAUGCCACAAAUGUCCAUCAGCCUUUGAAAAACGAGAGCAAUAUAAAAUUCACUUAUCACUACAUGGUUCUAAACAAAGAUAUAAGUGUGAACUUUGUGAUUAUUCUGUCAAAUAUUAUGCAAAUUAUGUUCAACAUAUGAGAAAACAUCAAAAGAAUGAUGAAGCUCAAGCUGAAAGACGGAAAGAAACCAAUGGCGUUCCAGAUACAGAAACAUCUGGAAACAAAGAAGAUGAAAAUACUGAUAAUAUUAAACUAGCUAUUAAAACUAUGCCGAGGGGAAUACCAAAAAGUGACUUUCAACAAUUUUCAAUCAGUGAUCAACAAACUUUGAGACUAUUACAACGCAGGAGUUCUUUAAAUAAUUCUGCAAAUGAUGCAAACCAAACCGAUAAUACACCUACAAAAGACCGAAAAUUACAUCCAUGUUUCUUGUGUCCAUAUACAAAUCAGCGCCAAGAUGCAUUGGGAAACCAUUACAGGAGACAUGAUAAAAAUGAUAUUUUUAACAAUGGAAACCAUAAAUGUUCCUUCUGUGACUUGUCUGUGGUUCAGGCACACUUCCUUCGAGAACAUUUGAAAACACAUUUUAAUUAUCAGAAAUCUCUUACACCUGAGUGUUAUGUGGCCAAUGAAGAUGUUAAAUUUACUAUUACAAAAUUGGAUGAUGAAAAUAAUACAAUUGAUCUCAAAUUAGAUAUGCAAAAUAAAACAGAUUUGUGCAAUGAUGAAAAAAUUUUUGUUAAAAUAAAAACAGGAGAAUUAUUGGUAGAAUAG
Molecule: messenger RNA, 4764 nt
Organism: Parnassius apollo (apollo)
Lineage: Eukaryota; Metazoa; Arthropoda; Insecta; Lepidoptera; Papilionidae
Source: the annotation of a GenBank genome assembly